This is a messenger RNA of Penicillium bovifimosum, 957 nucleotides long. Its product is annotated as putative short-chain dehydrogenase/reductase family protein. Bases 1 to 957 code for a protein of 318 amino acids. The transcript has a single exon. NCBI's taxonomy places the organism in Eukaryota, Fungi, Ascomycota, Eurotiomycetes, Eurotiales, Aspergillaceae. The record is from RefSeq and is a predicted model, not a curated record.
AUGGGCUUCCUCUACUCCCAACUAUUCGUCACUCCGCAAUACCCAACCCAACCCUUCACCGGCCAGACAGUGCUCAUCACCGGCGCCAAUUCCGGCCUGGGGCUGGAAGCUGCACGUCACAUCACGCGACUAGGUGCAGCACGUGUGAUCCUCGGCGUGCGCAAUGUAGCUGCAGGUAAGGAGGCAAAAGAGGACAUCGAAAAGUCCACAAGCCGCGAAGGCAUCUGUGAAGUCUGGGAAGUCGAUCUAGCCUCGCAUUCCUCUGUCCUUGCAUUCGGCGAGCGCAUGUCAACGCUGCCCAGGCUCGACGCCGCAAUCCUAAACGCAGCCGUCGCGAAAGCAGAGUUCAGCACUGCAGAAGGUUAUGAACAAAGCAUCACCGUCAAUGUCAUCAACUCCCUGCUCCUCGGCAUCCUGCUCCUGCCAACGCUGAAGGCCACCCGUCAAAAGAACCCCUCGCAUACACCCCGCCUCAGCUUCGUCGUUAGCGAGGUGCACGCAUUUGCACGCUUCCCAGAAUGGAAGGAAAAGCAGCCAAUGAAAGUUCUGAGUGAUAAAUCCACCGCCAACAUGCGCCAACGCUAUCCGCUGUCCAAGCUGCUGGAAGUAUUACUUGUGCAGGAACUAGCGGGUCGGGUGCGGGGAUCAGAGGUGAUCAUCAAUAUGAUCAACCCAGGCCUCUGUCACUCGCAGCUAGGACGUGAGGCUGGCUGGGAGCUCAAGCUGAUGAAGUUAUUGCUUGCGCGGACUACUGAGGUCGGUUCUCGGACGCUGGUGGCCGGUGCUACGGCGGGACUUGAAAGUCAUGGCUCAUACAUGACUGACGGACACGUGGAGAAUUCAGCUUUCUCGCCUUUUGUGCGCAGUGAGGAGGGGGGCCAGGCUCGUGAGAAACUGUGGGCUGAGCUGGAGGUGAUCCUGGAGGGCGUUCGUCCGGGGGUUAUGCAGAUUGUUUGA